CGUCUGCGCGACAAUUACGAGUUGUUGGAGGACGAGUACAAGGAGAGCUUGAAACGUCAGGCGAUGUUGGAUGCCAAAGUACAGGAACUUUGUCGCGCGCAUCUAUUGCUACCGCAAGGAAAGGUCGAAGAAUUAUACGCGAGCUUAAAUAAGAAAAACGCGGAGAUCUAUGUGCAGAGAUGGAAGCAGAUGCAACGGGCGGGCCCCGCGAGGACUCGAUUGUUCGCCUGGACCAUGUUGGACUUGGAGAUAUUAGCCCUGGCUGAUCCGUCGAUAAACGGUACGGAAAAGGCAGUGAGAGCACUCCGAGAGAUGGAUUCGGAAACACCUUGGCCCGAGGAUGGUCUGGAAUUCAACACCGUGUGGGUUCGCGGUAUUAGCUUGAAAUGCGCCGAGUGGAAGCUGCAACUUCGCGAUUUCCCGCAGCCGCUGCUUUUGGUAGAGAAUCUGAAUGUGUGGGGCAGAUUAGCCGGAGCGGAAGCCUUGGCGCCACCGAGGGCGAAGAGGACCGUCAGAAUUGAAAUCGGCGCGCCAUGGGAAGAUAUAGUAGUGGAGAGAGGAAUGACAUCUCUCAAGUAUUAUCACGAUCUCAAUUGGGACAUUGACACAUUCAGGUACGCGUUCGGUCCAUGCUGGGAGCCGGUGAUAGCGCAGUGUAAUCUCAGCUUCGAGAAGAUCCUUCAUCCGUCGAGGGAUCCGAGCCCGCCGUUGCCGUUCUGGGAUAAAAUGCGACUGGCUCUUCACGGUAGACUGACGCUCUGCGUGAAACAACUGACGGUUCUGCUGCACGGCUCUCUGGAUCCAUACAACACUACGGAAGAGAUGGAGCUGACGUGGACCGGACUGGAGCUCGACUGGACGCAAGGAAAGAUCAUUAUUAAGGGUGAUCUCGACGUGUACGUGCGUACGGCCAGUAAAUACGACGAUUGCCGACUACUACAUUUGCCUAACGUCAGAUUGAGCGUUAAACUGGCAUGGGUAUGCCUGGGCGAUCCGCGUGAUCAUCACGCCGCUAUACCCUGCGCCCCGGAUCGAUUGCCCGAGUACUCUAGCAAUCAGGAGCACGAUUCGUUCAGGGCGUUUCGCUCUCAGAACCUAAACGUCAGCCUGUCAUUGGAGACCAAACCGACCGGCUCGCCUACAUUGGCCAGUGCGCCAACGGCACUGCUCUACGGCAGCACGUUGAGAUGGUUCGAGAAUCUCAAAUUAAUUUUAUCAGGCGCGACGAGACCGACGCGAAAGGGGCCGUUGUUCAAGAACAUUCGACCGAGGAAGAAACAGCUCAGCAGACACUACAGGAAAGUCCGGCUGACCUUAGCCUUCCAUCGUUUCCACGUCAACUACUGGAUGUCGUUCGCCAUGCAACGAGGCUUCGAAGUGACCGGCGGCCGAGUCGCCUGCAGCUCGGAGCACAAUCUCGCGUUACAUCCGAUUGACGACGGGCUGAUUCAUCGACCGCGGGCAGAAUGGUCUAUCGUGUACAUGAACUGCGAGCUGAGCGACGCAGAGAUCUGGCUGAAAAGCGCCCUGCAGGAAGACGAAGUGGAGAGCGCGUCACUGCGCCAGCCGGUCGAGAAGUGUUACUGCUUGAGCGUGGCGCGCGUCAGCUAUGGCAGGGAAGCGAUGGUUGCCGGGGUGAGUGGCGACACGCCGAUUCAUCGAUUGGUCGUGCACGAUCUGCGCGGCGCUUGGACCAAGACCAAUCGUGACGUUGCCUUCGCUCUCUUCGAUUCUUUCAUCAAGACUCAGCAACUGAAAAAGAAUCUGUCGACCGCGGCGCUCAAGGGUUUUCACCGGGACAACAGCUCGACGCUUAAUCCGCACAAGAACCGUGCUGCUGCUGCUGCUGCUACUGCUGCUGCUGCUUGCGUUUGCGUUUGUGAUCGGCAAGCACGUGCUUGGAAUAAUGCGAAUUAG
Molecule: messenger RNA, 1917 nt
Organism: Wasmannia auropunctata (little fire ant)
Lineage: Eukaryota; Metazoa; Arthropoda; Insecta; Hymenoptera; Formicidae
Product: UPF0378 protein KIAA0100-like
Exons: 1
Source: RefSeq, a predicted model, not a curated record